Molecule: messenger RNA, 2145 nt
Organism: Trifolium pratense (red clover)
Lineage: Eukaryota; Viridiplantae; Streptophyta; Magnoliopsida; Fabales; Fabaceae
Product: gibberellin receptor GID1C
Exons: 2
Coding region: 374-1414 (346 amino acids)
Biological process (GO): floral organ morphogenesis; raffinose family oligosaccharide biosynthetic process; positive regulation of gibberellic acid mediated signaling pathway
Cellular component (GO): cytoplasm; nucleus
Molecular function (GO): gibberellin binding; hydrolase activity
Source: RefSeq, a predicted model, not a curated record
UUGAUGGCAAGUGAAGAAGAAAAGAGAAAAAGAAUUAAAUGAAGUGAUUGUAGUGGGAGCCACGUAACGGUGUGUAGUAUUUGGGCUGUGGUUGUGGCUGUGGUGCGGUGUGAUUGGGCAUGCUCUCUGUGUGUGUGUGUGUAUCACUUUAGCAUUUUCUACACUGCGCACUUUUUCUUAUCCUUCACCACCACUCUCCACUCUCUUCUGCCUUCGAUCUUCAACACUACACUACACUACUCUACUCUACUCAAAUGCUUCUCCUUCUCCUUCUUCUUCUUCUUACUUGAUGAAUUUCUCAUCAUCCUCCUGAACUGAACAAUCAAUCAAACCAAUCUUCUUACCUACGGAUCUGCGCUCUAAAACCAAUCCAAUGGCUGGAAGUAACCAACCACUCAACCCCAACGAUUCCAAGAUGGUGGUUCCGUUGAACAUGUGGGUUUUGAUCUCCAAUUUUAAGUUAGCAUACAAUCUUCUCCGUCGUCCUGACGGGACAUUCAACCGUGACUUGGCAGAGUUUCUUGAUCGAAAAGUUCCGGCAAAUGCCAACCCUGUGGAUGGAGUUUUCUCAUUUGAUGUCAUUGUUGAUAGGGAAACUAAUCUCCUUACUCGAAUCUACCGUCCUGUUGAGGGAGAUGAAAAUCAUGUGAACAUUGUUGAUCUUGAGAAGCCUGUUACUGCUGAGGUUCUUCCUGUUCUUGUGUUCUUCCAUGGUGGAAGUUUUGCACAUUCUUCGGCUAACAGUGCUAUAUAUGAUACCUUGUGUCGUCGAUUGGUUGGUAUUUGUAAUGCCGUUGUUGUCUCUGUGAAUUAUAGGCGUGCACCUGAAAAUAGGUAUCCUUGUGCUUAUGAAGAUGGGUGGAAAGCUCUAAAAUGGGUUAGUACUAGAACUUGGCUGCAGAGCAAAAAGGAUAACAAGGUUCACAUCUACAUGGUUGGUGAUAGUUCGGGCGGGAACAUUGUGCACCAUGUUGCCUUGAAAGCUUUAGAUUCGGAAAUUCAGGUUUUGGGGAAUAUACUGCUCAAUCCAUUGUUUGGUGGGGAAGAAAGGACAGAAUCUGAAAAGCGUCUCGAUGGGAGGUAUUUUGUUAGAGUUAAAGAUAGAGACUGGUAUUGGAGAGCUUUUCUUCCCGAAGGGGAAGAUAGAGAUCAUCACGCGUGUAACCCUUUUGGUCCCAAGGGACGAAGCCUUGAAGGGGUUACCUUUCCUAAGAGCCUUGUCGUGGUUGCUGGUUUGGAUCUUGUUCAAGAUUGGCAAUUGGGUUACGCCAAAGGGCUUGAGAAAGCCGGACAAAAUGUGAAGUUACUAUUUCUAGAGCAAGCCACGAUUGGAUUUUACUUGCUGCCAAAUAAUGAGCAUUUCUCUCUUGUCAUGGAUGAGAUAAAACAAUUUGUCAACUUUGACUGUUCAUAGGCUUAACUUUUGCCACACAUGAAGGGUUUUUUAGAAAGACUGUGUAGGUAAUAGCUACGCCGCUUAUUAACUUGUUUACAUUUUGGCCUCUUUUAUGACUUUGCUCCCAUGAUUAGGUAGGUACUACUUAUAUGAUAUUACUUGUGUUGCAAGAAAUGGUGUAAUGUAAUCAGCAUAUAGCUAGCUAUAUUAUGUUUUCUGGAACACAUCAUCAGGAAAGUGGGUGUUGCAGAUAACUGAAAGUUUUUUAGGACAAAAAGGGGAGCUAUGGCCAUGUUUAUGGGAACCACUAAAGUUGUGAUUACCUACUUUGACUUUCAGCCAAAAAGAAGAGAUGAAGACAAUGUUUUCUAUUUAAGGGCUUCUUAUCUUUGAUGGCCAAUCAGUGGGGCUUGUCCUUAUAAGGCAAGUGUUAUAUAUAUAACUAAUUUGGGAACUCUGAUAGGGAAAGUAUCAAUCAUAUAUGUUGGUGCUGUUUGAUUAUAUAUACGUUUGUGUUAUCCUAGUAUAUGUGCUUUUAGUACUGUUCAUCUUUUCUCUAUAUUGCUAAUUUUAUGUUCUUGUGUCUUGACUUGUCCUCCUUGUUUGGCAAUGGACAGUCUUUGCAAUUGUAAAUGGAUUUUUUUUUUUUUUUUUACUUUUUGCUGUAAUGGUAGGGUUUGUAUUUGUAUUGUGUUUUUUAUGUAUGCAUUAGAUAUUUUUCAGUUUGUCAAAAAAUAAGAUAUUUUUCA